AGUGAUAAGUCAAUGUCCAGACUCCUAUCCAGUCCAGUGAGGACUGAGGACUGAAGAGCCAAAGCGUAUGAUAUGUAUUAAUGUUUUACCAAGCAUUUCUAAGCUUUUUCCAGCAUUGUGAUAAGUUUUCGCAACGAAAAUCUUCUAAUUAGUGUUAAAUUCAUUUGUAAUUGAGAAGAUUAUAAGUGAACGUUAUCAGCGUUAUAUCAAACAAGAAACGACGUUGUAUAUUUUCGUCGUUUGGAUAGCUUCUAAGCCAUAUGACGCAACAGCCGAUCAUGAAUAUUCUAUUUAACAAAGUUUGUUCCCGGUUCAUUUCAUUUCUCCUUGUGGCUUAAUUUAUUGUUAAAAUUACUUUGGAACGAGAAGGAUGAUUGCCAGUGAGCGAUAUUGCAAGCUAGCAAGCAAGGUGUAUUUCAAAGACUGAACCAUGAAUAUUUUGUGGUUCAACUAAAAUUUUAAGAUUAUAUUGCAAAAAUGCUGAUAACUAAUCAGUCUGCAACCUCUACAAAUCAAAGUGUAAACCCAAGUAUGCCGAGUCCAACUGGAGAAGUAAUGGAGGAGAAUCUAAAUAAGUUGAUAUCUUACCUCCAUCAAUUAGCUGGUACUUAUGAAGUUGAGGUAGAUGCAAUAUUGAAAGAUCACUGCUAUGCUCGACCAUGGAAUUGGAAACCAGAAAAUGCUUAUGUGAAACCUGUAAAAAAACUCUUCUUUCCUAAAUCAUCAGGUGGAUAUUUAAGAGACAACAAUCAAGAUGAAAUAGUCAAUGUUGAUGAGAAUGACUCAGAAACUAUAGCACCGCCAUAUGAUUUGGCCAAGAUGAAACAAUCGAUGGAUGAAUUUCAGAGAGUAGCUAAUUUUGUGAAGCCUGAAGAUACAGAUUCAGAUUGGGAAGAGAAAAUAGAUAAAAUAUUGUGGUCUUCAGUGCAAAAUCGAGUUUUUGCCAGAGUAGUUAGAAUAUUGAAUUCAGAAAGAGUAGCUAGACUAGCCAAAGUAACCAGUUUACAUGAACCUAUAUUGAGAAGGACAUCCAUUGAUACUACAGCAAAAAAGUUUCGGGAAUGUUUAGCAUCAGUGAAUUGGGAUUGGAGAAUAACUCAGUGGUUACACAGUUUAUUGUUUGACUACCUACCUCAAAAUUAUUUAGCCAUUUACUUGGAUAUUUUGCAGACUUUAAGGCAGAAAAUUCCUCAAUUGAUUGAUAAAAUGGUAGCUAUACAACCAAAUGUUAAUGCUAAAAGCCCUUCUUCAGUUACAUGGGAAACUUUAGGUCCACUUUUAAAAAAGUCUUGGGAUCCUGUUGGACCUAUUUUAAAUGCUAACAAACCAAAAAAAUUACCAGGAAAUCCAAUUUUAAUAAUUGUGCCAAGUGGUUUGUCAAUAAACAUGUCAUCACGACAACAUAAGUGGAUCACUCAAUUUGGUCACCUUGGAAUGGUGAUAACUGUAACUCCACACGUUGCCUUAACUACAAAUAGACUGACUGUGAUGGCUGGUAUUGAGCAACUCAUCCAAGCAACGAGAGGUAAAAUACAAGAUGCCAGAGCAGAUUAUCCCAGCCGGCCUAUUAUUUUAAUUGGCUUCAAUUCUGGAGCUGGAAUAGCUUGUCAAAUAGGCCAAAUGGAACACGUAACAGCAAUAGUUUGUCUGGGAUUUCCAUUCAGCACAGUAGAUGGUAGACGAGGUACUCCGGAAGAUACUAUUCUAGAUCUUCGUUGUCCAGUGAUGUUUAUAAUUGGUCAACACUCGACCAUCUCUCGGGUAGAUGAUAUCGAAGAUCUACGCGAACGAAUGUUGGUGGCGACAAACCUCGUAGUUGUUGGUUCGGCUGAUGAUCAUUUAAGGGUAUCUACAUCGAAAAAAGUUGCUGAGAAAAUAAGUCAAGGAAUGGUAGAUCGAUGCAUUCUUGACGAAAUUGCCGAUUUUAUUGGUAGUAUUCUUGUGCAACCGCAUCCUUUACCAUUGAGAGCACCAGGUAGGAAAAACGACAAUAGAAAGAGGAGAAAUUCUACAAAUAACUCGGAAGUCAAUGAUUCACAAUUACCGAGUCUAAAGAAAUUAAGGCCGCAGUCACCGCAACAAGUCAAUGCUACUGGAAAUUCAACAAUUACGACUAACAUGUUACCAAAGGGAACUCUCGUAGCAUUAACUGGAACGGCAGCAACACAAACUCCCAGAAGAAAAUCACGAACUGCUUAUGCAUCCGGCCAAACUGCUCAGUCGAGUAUUGAUAAUACGUCUGGCGGAAUUACACUAAACAUCGGCUCUUUUGCAAGCUUAUCGCCGGUAGGACCAAUCCGUUUUGAGCCAACAUCUAUAAGCUUGCAGACGCCUGGAAAAUCUGGUAAUACGAUCAAAACGACAAAUGCGUUCAUCAAAGUGUCGAAAAACAAUCAAGUGAAUAUAGGAGGUCCACAGAACGUUGCGAAGAUAAAAAUGAUCAUGCCAACGAAAAAAAUCGCGCAUAGGUCACCGGGUGGCAAACUAGGCGAGGUCAGCAUGGUUAAUGUCCUCGCGCCAUCCAGUGCUCAUAUUAAAAUAAAUCCUCCAGUAGCAGUAGGCAAUUUGAACACGACUCCAGGUACUAUAAUGCCGCCCAUCACCACUGUGAAAAAUCCAUUAAAUGCUGCAACGACGGGUAAACCAGCGAAUGUGCUUUUAGCCACGAAAGUCUCGCCGACGACAACCUCUAUCGCUACCACUACAACCUCGAUAAAAGUGGCGGACAUUUCAACGAUGGCUGUAAACAGGAAACCAGUGCAGAACCAGUCAUCGAGGCCACCGCCACCACUGGCUAAGACAAGUCGGUCCCCUAGCAAGAGCUUACACAGCUCCAAGCUACCUACUGAGCAAAACCAUAACAUUGAAGAUCUUGGCAACAUACUUGACAUCCCAAUAAUUAUUGCCAAGGAAGGUGAAAAUCUCGAGCAUUUGCAACCUAAUAAGAUGCCUAAAUUAUUAUUUAUUGGAAGUAGCAGUAUUGGUAAAAAUGAGUUACCUGUCAAAUACACCAAAUUUAUCAUAGCGAAAAGAACUGAUGAAGCGGAUGUCAACAGAAAUCCAUCGAUAAUUCUUACUAAAAAUCGAAGACCCAGUGGGAAACUACUUGUCCUAAAUUCUAAGGUUGAGGAACAGCCUAGAAAUCAAUUUAGUGAUGUACAAAAAACUCAGAAGUAAUUUUUUUUAAACGUGUAUUGUAUAUAGUAUACUUUAUUAAUCAUAUAAAAUUGAGUUCGCGUCAUUUUAUAUUUAACUGUAAAGACUGAUUGACUAACUGAUGAAGAUUCAGUAAAAUUGGUAGAUAAAUAUUUUCAAAAAUCAUAUGAAUAAUUAUAAAUAAUGACGAGUAAACAAAUGCAAUUAAUAUAGAGAUUUUAUUAUUCUAUUACUGACUAACAAGUAUAUAAAAAGUGGUUUUUAUGAUUUACUCGCUCAGUCUACAAGUAAAGCAAUUUGGUAGAAUAUAUACUUUUUGAAACAACAUGUAAACAUUAAAAAACGAAUUUAAAGGAAAAUUUGUUAUUUUGUACAUCGUAUAUUAUCUCAUAAAAAAGCUUGCGAUUUCUUUAUUGUUGAAUUUUAUUUUGAAUAAAAUAUUCUAAUAAAAUUAUGUUUUCGUUAUAAUUCAAUAAAAUAUUCCAGAAACAAUUUUCUAAACACUAGACUUAAUUGCUUUUUAAAACUCUGAUGAAUUUUUUAUGAUAAAGU
Phymastichus coffea is the source of this 3708-nucleotide messenger RNA. RefSeq names its product KAT8 regulatory NSL complex subunit 3 (gene Rcd1). Gene Ontology annotation, biological process: positive regulation of transcription by RNA polymerase II. Bases 478 to 3177 code for a protein of 899 amino acids. The record is from RefSeq and is a predicted model, not a curated record. Gene Ontology annotation, cellular component: NSL complex. The transcript is spliced from 10 exons. Lineage: Eukaryota; Metazoa; Arthropoda; Insecta; Hymenoptera; Eulophidae.